Messenger RNA from Meriones unguiculatus (Mongolian gerbil), 1247 nucleotides. It is a transcript of the gene Fsaf1, whose product is annotated as chromosome 10 C1orf131 homolog. The transcript is spliced from 7 exons. NCBI's taxonomy places the organism in Eukaryota, Metazoa, Chordata, Mammalia, Rodentia, Muridae. The coding region runs from base 51 to 899 and encodes 282 amino acids. The record is from RefSeq and is a predicted model, not a curated record.
AGCGGAAGUGAUAGGUUGUGCGCUAGGUUCCGGGUUCCGUGCAGGUUCCCAUGGCUGCGGACGGAGGAUCGGACUCAACCGAGCCUCCUGGCUCUGAGACAGUGCUGGACGCCGUGCUGCGGAGCCUCUACGACCUGGGAGAGACAGAAGGUGAAACAGAGCAGAAAAAGAUCAGAAAGAAGAGAGAAAAGAAGAGAAGAGACGCAGAGACACAAGCAGAUGUGGCGGCAGACCCAAUUCCCUUGCCUGCAUCUCUUGUAGGAGGCCAGAAGAAGAGCGCUUCCAGCUUUUUCAAGGAGCUCAGAGAAGAGCUGGAGUCUGUCCCUGCUGGCCCCUCAGAAGUCCCUGCUGCCACUGCAGUCUCGCUCCCUCCCCUGAAGAGCAACAGCAAGCUAGUAGAAGUGGUCGAGUUUCAAAGCAAAAGGAAAAAAAGGAAACUACAGUCAGAUGAAGAUGAGCAUGCACAGACUAAAACAAGGGCCCUUGAAAAAGCUGUGGCUAUUCAAGAAUUUAACCUGGAAAAGGCUCGCUUGGAAGUGCAUCGCUUUGGGAUCACCGGCUAUGGCAAAGGAAAAGAACGAGUCCUGGAGCGGGAGCGGGCCAUCAUGCUCGGGGCUAAGCCUCCCAAAAACAGUUAUGUGAAUUACAAGGUUUUGCAGAAGCAAAUUAAAGAGAAAAAGGCAGCAUUGGAAGAAGAAAAGAGAGUGGCCCGGGACACAGACAUAUUCAAGAGAAAGAAGAGGAAAGGGAAAGGACAGGAAGACAGGAGAUCCAAGAAGUCGGCUCCCAGCAUUUUGUCAAGCAGCCGGGCUGGACAAGUUGGAAAAUUCAGAAACGGGACGUUGAUUCUAAGCCCCACUGACAUCAAGAAAAUAAAUUCUUCUAGGGUAGCUAAAUGAAGUACUCUGUGGGCUCCAGAGAAGAGUGGGAACAGUGACAGAGGACCCUGAAAGCCCUGCAGGCUGCUCUGUCAUGUUCACAGGGUCUUCUUCACUUUGGAGCAAGCCUGGUGAGCAGGGCAAGGACCACACUGAAUGCUGGGCCGGAGCCCAGGCUCCACUCCAUGUGCUGUGGAGGUAGCAGUGUUGGUGCCCUGCUGCACGCCGGGCCGCACUCGGCCUCCUGCUGCUUUUGGCUGCUGGUAUCGGCACACCUGGUCAUGGUCUACUUUUUCAUAAUUUUUACUGUCUCAUAAGUAUGUGUGAAUGACAUUAAAGUGCCUUUUGGACUCAUGAAAGAACUAAGAA